AUGAAGCUUCACAUAUCCCUGUCAAAUUAUGAGGUCUGCACCACGAAGAAACCAAUUUUCGAUUCUAAAGUCUUCGAAUUACCUCGACUACAAGAAAUAAACACUCGAUACUGGAGCUUGCGCGAUGCUGCUGUGAUAUCAAAUGCUUCAAAAUGGAUCGUGCUUAUGGAGGAUGAAUAUACUUAUGAGGACAUAGAAUUCGUAGAUGCGUCGUUGUCUCUUUUUGACUAUGUGGACUACAUCAGUGGGUUACAAUAUGGCAUCGAUGACUGCGACUCAGAUAGCAAUUUUGAUGACUUUGUGGAAUUUAUGAUCCGCUGGAGGUGUAAAUAUACGACGGUAGUAGCAUGCAUGCUUGCUUUGGGAAAAGAAUUAAGGUACUGGGACUACUUUAGUGACAAAGAUUAUCUACAUCUCAAGAGAUGGACAUGUAAGCUUGAUCAGCUCGGCUACAAGUUUCCUUCAAUACACCCCGACGAGAAAGAAUCGCACCGACCAAGAUAUCUUAACUGUAGGCAAGCGUAUGUGAAUCUCACCUUCGCGCCCGUCGGAAACGCCACAGUACAGGACAUUGAACUGGCUCAACAGAAAGUGCGGUAUCUGGAUGAUUUGAAGGAAUGGUGCGGAAGCGCUCUCCCACCAAAUCAACCGCUGGAACCAGUGUCUGCCACUAAGCUCGCGGUUCUGCACAGCAAAGACGUAGCAUUGUCAGAAAAGAGAGACACGGUUUUGGUGAUUAUCAACAACUACCCAUGGCAGCGAAGUCUUGGACUUUUGCAAAGAAUCCAUGAGCCUUACUUUGGUUUGACAAUAUAUUGCGGAACAUUUGACACAAAAGGGUUGGAGGAAGAAGGUUACCCACCAACUAAGGAAGCAUUUAGUUUCGUCAACGUGCAUCCUGAAGAAAUGGUGCGUGGUGUAUACCUAUACUUUUGCCUGACGAAGGUAGCAGAGAUGAGGUUGCGUAAUGUUAAAGGAUACUUUGUCAGCGCUGACGAUCUAGUCUUUAACUUCUGGCAUGAGAUAAAUCUGGAUCUAGCUUAUCAUCAGAUUGGCUUCAGAAAACUUAAGGACAUAGGCUGGUACAAUGGAACGGUAGGCACUCCAGCGCUUGAAAGGGCCAUAAAGUUGUUAACAGAAAAUUACAGAGAGUUCGAAACCGUGCAAAAUCUUCGCGACGAAUAUGAGGAAAAGGUCCGCAGACAUCAAAAUACCACAAAUGCGCUUGAUUUUUUGAUCUCAACAGAUGCCUACGCUGCUAGCGACUUUUUCUACGUUCCGUCAACAGAGAUUCAUUUCUUUGCCGAUCUGAUGCAAAUCAUGUUCGAAGCUGGAGUGUUCAAAGCGAUUGCCGUAAUCAAAUUUCUUGGUGCUGUCAAACAUAUUGCGUAA
Cylicocyclus nassatus is the source of this 1392-nucleotide messenger RNA. The record is from the annotation of a GenBank genome assembly. NCBI's taxonomy places the organism in Eukaryota, Metazoa, Nematoda, Chromadorea, Rhabditida, Strongylidae.